Messenger RNA from Anneissia japonica, 3378 nucleotides. Its product is annotated as NEDD8 ultimate buster 1-like. Lineage: Eukaryota; Metazoa; Echinodermata; Crinoidea; Comatulida; Comatulidae. Gene Ontology annotation, biological process: regulation of ubiquitin-dependent protein catabolic process. The coding region runs from base 113 to 1915 and encodes 600 amino acids. The transcript has 13 exons. Gene Ontology annotation, molecular function: protein binding. The record is from RefSeq and is a predicted model, not a curated record.
AAUUAUUGUUUUCAUUCCUUUCAUUAUACCCGCUGUAGUUUCUCUAGAUAAAUUUUAUUGUUGUCGAUUGAGUGAUGUAGCAAAAAGAAAGUUGUUUUACGAUCUGGUCAAGAUGAACCAAUGCAUGGAAGAAUUGGAGCAUCAAGUGCGUAAAAAGCUGAACGAGGGUAAAAUCAAGCUCUGGCUCUCUCCGUAUACCGUGGACGGUAAAAAGGGUGAAUAUCCAGAGAAACUCAUUGAAGAGUUUUCGUCAGACCUGAGAGCUGAAUGCGAUGUAAUUGCACAAAUCAUAGAGAAGCUUCGGAAACAUGCCUUGCAAAAAUUAGCAGCUAAGCAGCAGUUUCGGGAAAAUGGUGUUGCCACACUUAAGGUUAAAGUUGUCGGUAGCCUGCCUACGGGAGCUGCCGACAGGCAGUCAGAUUUGCAAACAAAAUUAGAUAUAAGUGGCUUAGCAUUGAAAAAAAUAAUAUCAGAAAAAUGGAAAAUUGAAGUUGAUAAAUUGAAGGUCAUUAGUGUCGGACAGGUCAUUGAUGAGCAGAGGUCAUUAGCUAGCCAAAUGGUCAAGCAUGGGUCACAUGUCAUGGUAAUCAUGCUUACAGCCAGUGAACUUGAAGCCAAUGAAGAGGAAGCUAAAAAAAUGAGGCUUGCCCGCACAAAGGAAGUCGCAGAGGUUCUUGCCAAACGAAAGAAAGAUGAUCAUGAAAGAUACCAUCUUCAAAUUGCGGAUCAAACAGGCAAACCAAUCAACCUUCCCGAGGAAGAGAGUCAUGCCCUGUCUGUCGCCCUCACACUGAAUGAGAAGGGCCGGGCUUGUCUGAAACGCAGACAAUAUGGAGAGGCAUUGCUUAUCCUACUUGAAGCAGACAAGGAAUUCAGCCAGUGUCGGUCCGAGAUCUUGUCCGCUGUUGAUAACUAUGCAGUCCUUUGCCUUGACAUCACUUGGUGUUAUUUCUGUUUGCAAAACAUUGAUGCCCUUCCUGAUGCAGAAUCCAGAUUGAAAAAAUGUGAGGACUGCUUCAAAAGGAGUUAUGGUGCGGACAUGGAGCGACUUAAGGCAUUGAAGGGGGACAGUUCCCGUGAACUAGCCCUGUUUGUCAGGCUCUACCUCCUUCAGGGAAUCAUUGCCUUUUACCAACGUAACAAGCAGCUUAGCAUUCAACUCCUUGAUAAGGUAGACAAUUUUUGGCGAAAAUCCCAGUUAAAUUUUUACAAGUUAACACAGACAAGACAGACAUAUUUCAGUACUUCGGAAGCUAGACUUGGAUUGAGGGCAGCAAAGGGACAUCUGGAACUGGCUGUCAAUAAAAUUACCGAGAGGAGGGAACGCAGGAAAGAGAUAGCCAAGAAAGAAACGGAAGAACAUGAAAAGAGGAAAAAACAAAGGCUGAUUGGGAAAGCAGCAAAUGGAGAAUGGGUUAACAUUGAUGUCUACAACACACUCCUAUCCAUGGGCUUCCCAGCCAAUGCGGCAGCAUCCGCACUCAAACAAUGCAACAGUGAUAUCAACCUGGCCUUACAGACACUGCAAGAAAACCCUGAACUACUAAACAUGCCAAACCCAGGGGACUGGCAAGGGGAAAUCACAGAGGAGAUGCUUUUCCAGUUCUCUGAAUUGGGCUUCAUGAAGGAGAUUGCCAGGCAAGCGUUAAUAAGUUACCAUGGCAACGUACAGAAAGCAAUUGAAGUACUAGUAGAAAAUGGUGGCCUACUACCUCCCAGUUGCCAUAGGGCAUCAACAUCUAGGGACCACAAACAGGGUGAGAGAGAGUGCCUGACGAAGGAGCAGGAAGAAGCUCUCAAGGAGCUAGCCCCAGAUAUUCCUGAACAUGAGGAAGAUUACCUGGACCUUACCCUCCAUGAGGAAGCUGGAAUCAUUGAAGAAUAUCUCACAAAAUUGGCCUCAAUGAGAGAUUAAAUGCCAUUAUUUCUAACACCAUUAUCAGUAUCUAUAGAAGAGAAAAGCUACAGUUUAUUUUUAUCAGUGAUGCAUUAAAUUUGAUUAUUUUAAAACUAUUAUUGAAAUGUUAUUUUUCCAACCUGAUGUGUUAGCACACUAAAUACUCAGUGUAACCCCAAUUUUUUUCUAUUGCAUGUGAUUCCAGUGGGAAUCCUAUUAAAUAUUUUAAGCAUUAAUUUUUUUUUUUAAAUAUAAAGGACACUUUCUAGAAAAAGUUAUAGUGCACUUCUAUUAGACACGAAGCAACACUAUUAAUACCACCAACACACGUCUGUAGUCACACGCACUCUAACCUAUGGUGGUUGAGCACAAACAAUGUAUGGUGUGCACUUGGUGAAAAAAUUAUGUUUGCUUGCAAACUUGUUAUUGCAUUACCCCUGCUAUUUGGGGAUUUGUACAAGCUUAGUUGCUUGUGGUCAUGGGUCUGAUCCCAACUGAAUCAUUUGCAUUUUAUUCACAAGGUUUUGAGGAACGUACUGAGUAAUCAGCGUGGUAACAUGUAAAAGUAACAUCGCUGUUUAACUUUCUUGAUGAAAAUUACUUUUGUAGUUACACAAUUAUUAUGUUUUUGUAAGCGUGAACUAAAAUGAAGUAAAACAAUUCAUAUUUUACUUUACUAAGAUUUGUAAUUGCAUAGUAUUAUAAUUAUGAAACAUUAUUUAUUAUUGCAUUUGAAGCAAUUUUAAAUUGCCCAACAAAUAUCUUACAACACAGAUUUGUAAAGACAGGAUUUACCCAGCAGAUUGGAGCUGUAGAUGCUUGCCUUCCAAACUCAGGGCCCUGGGUUCAAAUCCUGAGAUACAAAAAUGUUUUUUUCUUAACUAAAACCACUCUACUUCCACAUAAAGAGACUUACUAGAUUAUCAAGCACCUUUUGUGUACUUGUUGGAUGUGUAAAAAUAAAAUUAAAAUAAAAAAAAAUUCAUUUGAUCAUAAUUAUAAGAAAAUAAUUACAGUUUAAAAACUGGUAAAGUAACUAGAUACAGUGCAACCCAUCAAGAGGUAGGAUAUCACAUGUAUAAAUAGCUAACUGUGCUUAUAUCCAUUUAAGCACUCUUUUAUUACUGCUAAGCAUGUAAAAGCAAACUCUGUUAGCAUUUAAAGUUCAUAUUAAGCAUUUAAGCAGACUGAAUCUGUUAAGAAUUUAAGCAGAAUGAAACCAAAGAAAAUCUUCAGCAUUAGCAUGAAAACAGAAGCAUUGUACCUCCUGGUAUAGAGAUUUCAACCAUCUUUAUAAAUAACUACAGGUCAAUUUUAAGGUUUUAAUGUUUAUUGCAUUCUCUUUCAAUGUGUUUUAAAUGUAAUUAAUUGGAGAUUAUUUUUUUACAAGUUAGGAUUUUUAUAUAUUUGUAGGCUGGUAAAAUGCAUUGCAGAAUGAUGUGGUAAUGAAAAACAAAAAAUAGCAUACACAAAGCUCUAAA